This is a messenger RNA of Sphenostylis stenocarpa, 1671 nucleotides long. Lineage: Eukaryota; Viridiplantae; Streptophyta; Magnoliopsida; Fabales; Fabaceae. The record is from the annotation of a GenBank genome assembly.
AUGUUGGGGAUCUUCAGUAGUUCCGUGGUGUCGCCGCCCGAGGAGCUGGUGGCCGCCGGCAGCAGAACGCCGUCGCCCAAGACGACUGCGGGGAAGCUGCUGAAGCGGUUCGUGGAGAGCAAGGCAUCGGCGGUGUCGCUGCAGGUGGGGGAACACGUGCAGUUGGCUUACACGCACCACAGCGAGUCACCGUGGCAUCCCAGAUCAUUUGCUGUUAAGGAUGAAAUAUUCUGCUUGUUUGAGGGGGCUCUCGACAAUUUGGGCAGUCUGAGACAACAGUAUGGACUGGCCAAGUCAGCCACUGAAGUGAUUUUGGUGAUUGAAGCUUACAAAGCUUUGCGUGAUCGAGCACCCUACCCUGCCAAUCGUGUUGUAUGCCACCUCAGUGGGAGUUUUGCUUUCAUAGUUUUUGACAAAUCCACUUCUACCCUCUUUGUGGCUUCUGAUCAAGCUGGUAAAGUUCCUCUCUAUUGGGGAAUCACAGCUGAUGGAUACGUAGCUUUUGCUGAUGAUGCAGAUUUGCUUAAAGGUUCUUGUGGCAAGUCGCUUGCUUCUUUCCCUCAAGGAUGUUUCUACUCUACUGCAGUUGGAGGAUUGAGAUGCUAUGAGAAUCCAAAGAAUAAGAUUACUGCAGUACCUGCUGAGGAAGAGGAAAUCUGGGGUGCAACUUUCAAGGAGGUUAACCUCACAGUAGGUGGUAUAAAGGGAAUUGUAAGGUACAAGGUCUGUGGCCUUGGUGGAGGGGUCAGCAGUUAUUGCAGCCACAGAGUAGAAGAUCCAUCAAAAGAUAGAAGUGCGAACGGUGGAAAAGUUUAUUAUGGUCUAGUUUGUUCCUUAGAUAGGGUUUAUUCUGUUUCUCGUGUACAGUUGCGCUUUCUAAUUUCAAUUACAACAGCUAGUAUGGAUCAAAACCAAAAUGGACAACCAGGAAAAGGGAUUGUUGGUUCAGCAUCAGCACAAGAAGCACGUGGCAAGAAGCAAUAUGAAUCCUACCCCAUGAUACCACCCUCGACCAAUCCUCCUAUUCAGAUGGUUGGUCCUUCUGCUCCUUCAUCCUAUCCAGGAGAUUAUGCUCUCCAAUGCAUGGACCCACACCAGCAACAGGAGGUGCAGUUGCAGGAAAAACUCAAGAGCUUUUGGGCAAAACAGCAGCAGGAGAUUGAGGAGAACACUGAUUCGAAGACUCCUAGCGUGCCUCUGUCAAGGAUUAAGAAGAUCAUGAAGAGUGAUCCAGAUGUGAGGUUGGUUUCAGCUGAGUCUACUGCGGUGUUUGCCAAGGCCUGUGAACUGUUCAUUAUGGAGCUCACACUGAAGGCUUGGGCUAACGCUGAGGACAACCAUAGGAGGACACUUAAGAAGUCUGACAUUGCAGCUGCAAUCUCAAAGACUGAUGUGUUUGAUUUUCUUGAAGACAUUGUCCCCACUAAGGAUGGCACCGACAAAACGGUGAAUCGAUUCCUUGCAGCCACUGCUCCAACUCCAGCUCCAGCAGAGGCUGUUCCGUACUCUUGUGUGCCACCUCCUCAGCAUGUUGCAAGCCCUGCACCACCAUUUGCUGCUCCACCAACUCUUCAUCAACUUCCUCAUGGGCCGCAGACCUAUCCUCCAAUUCCAGAUCCAACAGGUCCCAUCCCUAAUGAGGAAAAUCCUUCUCCUAAUUUAGAUGAUUGA